AUGGCGACUCCAGAGAAGAAGGAGGAGCCCAAAAAGGUCACUCCAUUGCUCGAGCUGCCCAAAUGCUCCAAAGCUACUCCCUCACCUAACCCAGAUGAAUAUGGCGACAUGAUUACCAUUGUAGUCGGCUCCGCGGAGAACGUGCGCAAGUUCUAUACCUACCAAGGCCUUCUUGCCCACUACUCCACCUACUUCAAAGCUGCCCUCAAAGACGACUGGAAAGAAGGUACUCUCAAGACUGUUAACCUAAAGGACGACAAUCCGGAGGUCUUCAAAGCCUUUUUUCAUUGGAUCUACACCGGAAAGCUCUACUUCGCGCUCGACGCUUCAGGGAAAAUUCCUCUGAGUGAGCAGCUUAUUUGCGAGAUCUAUGUGUUUGGCGACGCACGCGGAAGUACCAAUCUCUAUAACGCCGCAAUCGACCUGCUUCUUCAGAAGACACAUCAGGAGUGGAAAGUCCCGUUAGACCAAAUCCCCUAUGUGUACGAAAACACCCUUCCAGGAUCAGCUCUUCGAAAAUAUCUUGUGGAUGACGUCGUCGAAACUUAUCGAUUCAGGAGGCUUGCCGACCCGACCCAGCGAGAAACUGAGUUACCACGAUAUCCCCAAGAAUUUCUUGCCGAGAUUGUUGUAGCAUUCAUGGCUCUUGGAUCGAAGCCGAUUCCAUCAAGCGCGGGUUAUGGAAACAUGCCUAUUGGCCAAGAUAACUGGGCAAAGUACAUCAAGCCUUUGCUAUGUUCAAGGUACCACAAUCACCCAGCCCCUCCGGCUUGA
This is a messenger RNA of Alternaria ventricosa, 774 nucleotides long. RefSeq lists its product as uncharacterized. Gene Ontology annotation, molecular function: protein binding. NCBI's taxonomy places the organism in Eukaryota, Fungi, Ascomycota, Dothideomycetes, Pleosporales, Pleosporaceae. The coding region runs from base 1 to 774 and encodes 257 amino acids. The record is from RefSeq and is a predicted model, not a curated record. The transcript is spliced from 2 exons.